AUGAGAUUCAAGCAGAUUUGGACCGCCUUUCCCCUCCCUGCUAAGCUCAAGCUCUUCUGGGAGCGAGUAACUUUCUCUCGUAUAACCAAACUCUACUUCCUCUUCUCCGUCCUCCACUGUCUGGUGCAAGUCGUGUUCCAGAUCCAGGCCUUCACUAUCAAUGCCCGAGCCGCCGAUUUCUUAUGGCAUCUUGUUACGCAAGCGGAUGCUCGAGACCCAGGUUUCGCAGUCUUUGGAGACGAUGAACUUCGUUUCUGUGAGACUGUACCUGAUAGCUUCUUGAUCUCGAGUUGUCAGCAGAUCUGGGCUGCUUCGAAUGUGAAGACCAACUCUUCCGCAGUCUCUGGUGCUAUCCCAAGCAGUGAUGCAGAAGAAAGCCAGUUAUCGACGCAGACUUUGUCCAGUGCGAGUUUAGCGUUUGCAACAACAGAUAGCUUACUUUCCACUACUGCGACUUCAGCCGCUGCAGAAACUUCAUCGGCGACUAGCUCGCUUUCAUCGAGUGUCUCGUCGACAAGCACCACCUCGUCUACGAGUAGCUCGACAGUAGCUCUACCUGCUGCGUCGAAGGACGACUCAUCGGUAGUUGCACCUGCCGCAUCUGCUCCUUCUGCUCCUGUUCCUUCUGUUCCUGUUCCUUCGGCUUCGGCUGUUGCUCCUCCCGCUCUUCCUUCCCCCUCUACUCCUGCACCUGCCGCGCCGAGCAUUGCAGUAGGGAACGCGGGAAAGAAGGGAGGAGACGACGGAGACGACGACGACGAUGAGGACGAUGACAAGAGCGAUGACGAGAGUGAUGCAGGAAGCGAUGUGUCCGAUGACGAUGAGCUUGAAAAGAGGGACAAUUUGGGUUUCCGAAUCACAGCUGUGAAUACAAAUGGGUCUGCGCAAGUUGUAAUCAACGGGUUUGGUUUCAAUAACGAGCAAGUGGAACUUUCACGCCGGUGCUUGUAUACAUUGAACUGGCCUGUUGAAAAGCUCGAUAAUACGAAGCGAGAAGACAUCACCUUCAUUGCAUUCCAGUUCUGGGUGCUUGGGAUGUCUAUUGUCGCUAUAUUAAACGAGUCAAUUCCUCACAUUAUUGCUUCGCUCGUGACCCAUGUUCUGGCCACGAUAUGGGGAGGCCUUCAGAUCAACCAUACGGAGGAAUUCCGACGCCAGUUCAAUGAGCUUACGACCCAAGGUGCUUGCGAUGGAGUUAAUCUCCUUCGAAAUUAUUGGAAAGCUCGUGGUGAUCCUGAAAUCGCAAGCUUGGUCCUCAAUGGUGUUGCACUGAUCCUGUCUGCCAUUCUUUCCUGGAGAUUGUUCAAGGCUUUCGGAUGGCAAACCUUCAAACGUGUCGGAGCGUCAAGGACCAUCAAUCGUAUUUACAAGCUGGUGUUGACUCUUUCCAUUGCAAUCCAACUCUCGCUCUUCUUCAUCGUUGUGUCCAUUGCACUUUGGAUUGAUUCGCUCUGCAAUGGAGCCGUUGGGCGUCUUUCCACGAACCCGACGUUGCUCAAGGGAUUGAUGGUUGCUGUUAUAGUGCUUUUGGUGCCAUGGCUCACAUUGGGAUGGAUUGCCGUUCGUCGUGAAUUGCGUCUUGCGAUGACAAUAUUUCUUGUUUUGUCAUUCGGCUACCUGGGUGGAUGGGGUGCAAUGUUCAUUUCCCCAACUUUCCGCUGGACUAUUAAGCUUUGGCAAUUUUUCAUGCUCAUGACAUUGGCAUCUGUCAUACUGACUUUGCUGACGCUGGUAUUGGGUAUUCUAUGCCGAAUCAAUUUCGGAAAGGGCCUUCCUCGCUAUCUUAAUGCUGAGGAGCCCUUACCGGAUAAUUUUGAGCCUGUUGUCGCAAAAGGGCAAAUGUAUGACGACGAAGAGAAGGUCGAGUUCCCCUCAGGUCGUGCCGCAUUGCCAACAUUCUCUGUUGCUUUUGCGAUGGAUGUUCCUCCAAGCCAGAUGAAGUUCAGUCCUCCACGUCUUGGUCCGCGGUUCACCAACCCCUCGAUCGAGCCGUUCGAGUCCUCAACGGAAGACUCGGCUUCUCAGAGGACGACUGAUUCCGGUUAUCGCACCCAGACGACAUACUCUCGAGAGACAUACCAGAGGGAGACGCCGUCAGACGCAGGACCAUUUGCUGAUCAACGUCAGUUAUCGCGCCAGACAUCAGUCGGAAGCCAGAGGAGCUACUCAAGCCAUUCAAGUGACAAGUCUCAUGGAUCAAACCACAGCUACGGAUCGUACUCGACCACGACUAGCUCCAGAGGACGAAACGAUCCAUUCUCAAACCGUUGGAUGAUCGAAUGA
Fomitiporia mediterranea MF3/22 is the source of this 2283-nucleotide messenger RNA. RefSeq lists its product as uncharacterized. The transcript is spliced from 11 exons. NCBI's taxonomy places the organism in Eukaryota, Fungi, Basidiomycota, Agaricomycetes, Hymenochaetales, Hymenochaetaceae. The record is from RefSeq and is a predicted model, not a curated record. The coding region runs from base 1 to 2283 and encodes 760 amino acids. Gene Ontology annotation, cellular component: Golgi apparatus.